Yarrowia lipolytica CLIB122 is the source of this 1824-nucleotide messenger RNA. RefSeq lists its product as uncharacterized. NCBI's taxonomy places the organism in Eukaryota, Fungi, Ascomycota, Dipodascomycetes, Dipodascales. Gene Ontology annotation, molecular function: carnitine O-acetyltransferase activity. Gene Ontology annotation, biological process: carnitine metabolic process. Gene Ontology annotation, cellular component: mitochondrion; peroxisome. The record is from RefSeq and is a predicted model, not a curated record.
AUGUCUGCCACCCGUUCCAACGCUCUCCCCGAGGGCUACGUUGAGGACAAGUCCAAGGGUCCUAUGCUCCGAUACCAGGAGUCUCUCCCCAAGCUCCCCGUCCCUACCCUCGAGGAGACUGCCGCCAAGUACCUCAAGUCUGUGCGACCCGUUGCCUCCCAGCAGGAGUUUGAGGCCACCGAGAAGGCCGUCCGAGAGUUUGUUGCUCCCGGAGGAGCUGGCCAGGAACUGCAGAAGCGACUGGAGGCCCGUGCUGCCGACCCCAAGGUCAAGAACUGGAUCUACGAGUGGUGGAACGACGCCGCCUACCUCACUUACCGAGAGCCUGUCGUGCCCUACGUGUCCUACUUCUACUCUCACAAGGACGAUCCUCGACGAAAGACCCCCGCCAAGCGAGCCGCUGCCAUCGCCACUGCCACCCUCACCUUCAAGGCUCAGGUCGACAACGGCACCCUCGAGCCCGAUUACAUGAAGAAGCUCCCCAUCUGCAUGGACUCGCUUCAGUACAUGUUCAACUGCACCCGAAUUGCUGCCCGGCCUGCUGACUACCCCAAGAAGUGGGACGCCAAGGACCACAAGUACUUCAUCGCCAUGCGAAACAACCGAUUCUACAAGGUCCACCACGAGGUCGACGGCAAGACCCUGACCACCGCCGAGCUCGAGCAGCAGCUGCAGAAGGUCAUCGACACUGCUGACGCCGCCGGCAAGGCCCCCGCUGUCGGUGCCUUCACCUCCGAGAACCGAGACGUCUGGACCGACUAUCGAGAGGUCCUCCUCAAGAACGGCAACGAGGCCGCUCUCACCGCCGUUGAGGCCUCUUCUUUCCUCAUCUGUCUUGACAAGGCUGCCCCUGUCACUAACGAGGAGCGAGCCCAUGCCUACUGGCACGGUGACGGCCAGAACCGAUGGUACGAUAAGCCCCUUCAGUUCAUUGUCAACGACAACGCCACUUCCGGUUUCAUGGGUGAGCACUCCAUGAUGGACGGUACCCCUACUCACCGACUCAACGAUUACGUCUGCGACGUCAUGUUCAACGACAAGGUCGAGUUCUCCACCUCCAACCGAGGAGGUCUGGCUGCCCCCGAGGAGGUCAAGUUUAACCUCAACUCCGAGAUUGAGCAGGGCAUCAAGAAGUCCGAGGCCGACUUUGCCAGCGUCAUUGGUGAGCACGAGCUCGCCGUCUUCCAGUACCACGGCUACGGCAAGAACCUCAUCAAGAAGUUCAAGGCCUCUCCCGAUGCUUUCAUGCAGAUGAUCAUCCAGCUGGCUUACUUCAAGAUGUUUGGUAAGAACAAGCCCACCUACGAGUCUGCCGCUGUUCGACGAUUCCAGCAAGGCCGAACCGAGACUUGCCGAUCCGUCUCCGACGAGGCUGUUGCCUUCUGCAAGGCUUUCACCUCUGACACCGCUACUAACGCUGAGAAGGUUGCUGCUGCCCGAGCUGCCUUCAACGCCCACGUCAAGUACAUUGGCGACGCUUCUGCUGGUAAGGGUGUUGACCGACACCUGUUUGGCCUCAAGAAGUGCCUCAAGGAGGGCGAGAAGGUCCCCCAGAUCUUCCAGGACAAGAUGUACGGCUACUCUUGCAACUGGUACCUGUCCACUUCCCAGCUGUCUUCUGACUACUUCAACGGCUACGGCUGGUCCCAGGUCAUUGAUGACGGCUUUGGUCUUGCUUACAUGAUCAACUCCAACUCUCUGCAGGUUAACUGUGUCUCCAAGAAGCUUGGCUCUGAAAAGAUGCGAUACUUCCUGACCGAGGCUGCUGAGGACAUGAAGAUUGCUUUCGAGACCGAGCUUGCCGAGCCCAAGGCCAAGCUUUAG